Macadamia integrifolia is the source of this 755-nucleotide messenger RNA. RefSeq lists its product as uncharacterized. The transcript has 3 exons. Gene Ontology annotation, molecular function: structural constituent of ribosome. Gene Ontology annotation, cellular component: mitochondrial large ribosomal subunit. Gene Ontology annotation, biological process: translation. Lineage: Eukaryota; Viridiplantae; Streptophyta; Magnoliopsida; Proteales; Proteaceae. The coding region runs from base 186 to 581 and encodes 131 amino acids. The record is from RefSeq and is a predicted model, not a curated record.
CCCGGGGAUAUCUCACGUGGGGUUGCAGCUUGUUCUGAUUUUUCUUUUUGUGUUCUGUUUGUGUCGGAUGUUUGUUAAGUGUGGAUUGUUCUGGGUGAGUUAUGCACCCUUAUACUGUCUAUGCUUUCUUCUGCCCGUUGGUGCUCAAGUUGGGAGGUUCUUAGAGCUUUACUUUUUCUGCAACAAUGUUGUUUACGCCAGCAACUCUAAGAAGUGAAAUGCGGAGUUUGGUUUAUAGAUUAUUCUCUAAAAGAUGCAGCCAUUUUGCUUUACCUGUGUCUUUUGGGAUGAUGAUUGACAAUAAGAUCGGCACACCAUCCAUUCCACCUGAUUUUGAGCGAGAGUUGGAAGCAAAACCUGAAGUUCCCUGUUUCUCUAGUGGUGGCUGUAUGGAGCUCAUGGCAGUCCCGAAGAGGAAGGUUUCUCCACAUAAAAGAGGCAUAAGAAAUGGACCGAAGGCUUUGAAACCUAUUCCAGUAAUAAUUCGCUGCAAGAGUUGUGGUCGGGUGAAGCUACCACAUUUCUACUGUUGCAGUGGUGACAGGAGACAGAUUUGGGAACGGAGUGAUUCCACCAGCUGAUAAAGUUCUGUUGAAUGGCUGUGCUAAACACAUAUAGAAGGUUAAUCAGUUGCACUUUCUGAUUUUGAAUUUGUAACAUUUUUAGGAUUUGAACCACAAGAAAGUUCCAUCACUAAAGUUGCCUGACCAAUUAAUGAUCUUCAAAUAAAAAUUUGGCUUGGGAUUUUGCUGACA